Choloepus didactylus (southern two-toed sloth) is the source of this 1902-nucleotide messenger RNA. RefSeq names its product chromosome 6 C11orf80 homolog (gene TOP6BL). The coding region runs from base 77 to 1813 and encodes 578 amino acids. The record is from RefSeq and is a predicted model, not a curated record. Gene Ontology annotation, biological process: reciprocal meiotic recombination; meiotic DNA double-strand break formation. NCBI's taxonomy places the organism in Eukaryota, Metazoa, Chordata, Mammalia, Pilosa, Megalonychidae. The transcript has 16 exons.
CGGCGGGGCGUGUGGGCGCGGGCGUUUGUCGAGGCUCGGGACCUGCAGGGCGCCCUGGGCGUGGGCGGGCCGCGGAAUGGCGGGCACUGCAGUGGCCGUGUGCGAGAUUUUGAGAUAUUUAAUAAUUCACUGGAAAUGUGAAACAGAAGGAAUAUCAAAGGGAGCAUUGCUAAAAGGACAGCUAGUGAUUUCCAUAGAAGCGUUAAACUCCAAGCACCAGGCAAAUACUCUUCAUUGUAUAACAACCAUUGCUUCUGCAGGAUGCAUUUGUGGUGGCUUGAUCCUCAAGCAGUUCCUAAAAGAAAUACAUUUUAUAUUGCCGGUGUUCUCUGCAAAGCUGACUUGGACUUCAGAGGAAGCCAGCUGCUCUGAGGAUACUUCUGGGGUAACACCCUUCCAGAUGAUUUUUGAGGUUGACGAGAAGCCUAGAAAUCUGAAGACAGAUUGUCUGGAUAUAAAGAAUUUUUUACACAAAAUCAUCAUAGUGCACCCUAAGAUCAGUUUUAAUUUCUCCGUAAAGGUGAAUGGAAUCCUGUCCAUGGAGAUCUGUGGGGUAAAGAAUGAACCCAUCUUGAACCUGCCGAAUGGAAUUCCUCUUGUCGUAAACGAUCAGCAUUAUAUGAGUACGCCAAAAUUUGGUGCAACUCAAUUACUCUGCAGCAGAAUCCACCCUGUUCUAGGACAUCCAGUAACACUUUUCAUCCCUGCUGAUGUGGCUGGCAUGGGAUUGUUGGGAGAGCUGAUGAUGACUCCAGUUGCUGCUCUGUGCCCCUGUCCCCAGGUCUCUUCCAUCCAGCAGAACAGGAUUUCUUCAGUUUCCAUAUUUCUAUAUGGACCUUCAGGUCUACCUCUGAUAUUGCCAAGACAGGAGCAGCCAGCUACUGUCUUCAAAGAUACUUCUUAUUUCAUUGACUGGAGAAAACACAACUUACAUGUGGUGCCUAAUAUGGAUCUCAAUUUGGAUAAAGAUUUGGUGCUUCCAGAUGUGAAUUAUCAGGUAGAAUACAGUGAGGAGGAUCAGUCUCAAAAAAUGGACCCUCAGGGACAAACUCUGCUGCUUUUUCUCUUUGUGGAUUUCCACAGUGGAUUUCCAGUUCAGCAAAUGGAACUCUGGGGAGUCCACACUCUGCUGACAACUCAUCUCAAUACCAUUCUAAUGGAGAGCCACAGGGUGGUACAAGAUUCUGUCCAGAUCGUCGUGGACCAGGCUUUGGAACAGCAUCACCAGGCUACCAAGGCUCAUCAGAAACUGCAGGACUCACUCGCAGUGGCUGUGAAUUCCAUCAUGAGUAUUGUGACUGGAAGCACCAGCAGCAGCUUCCGAAAAAUGUGUCUUCAGGCCCUUCAAGCAUCUGACACACAAGAGUUUGGGAUUAAACUGCAUAGAGUAUUUCACGAGAUCAUCCAGCACCGAUUUCUUCACCACUGUUCAUGUAAAGUAAAGCAGCUGCCCCCAGAGAAAAAUGAUGAUGCCCAGAGCACUGAAGAUACAAAUGAGAACUGCAGCUCGGAGCUCCUUCCAGAGACCAGCGGGCAAGCAGAAAGCAAGAGGCUCAAGAGGGGCAGCCACCGGCAGGACGUGGAGGAGAUGCGGGCCUUCCCUUCUGCCAGGGCCACGAGCCAGUCAGAGGCCGCCCCGCGCGGCCCGGAGCCCAGCGCGGCCUCCCUGGCCCCUAGCGAAGAGCCCCGCGCAGAGCACGGGAGGGCCCCGGCGCCGAGCAGGGAGAGCCCGGGACGCGGCCUGGAGGACGCGCUGUGGCUGCAGGAGGUCUCCAAUCUGGCCGAGUGGCUGAGCCCCAGCCCCGGGUCCUGAGCCCUGAGCCGGGCCCUCUCCCCGCGAGUCCGCGGCCAGCCCGGGGCUGCGAGCGACCGCAUGUUGUCUGUUGUUCAAUAAACCUGCUC